AGAAAAACACCUUAGCAAAUGUAAUACUGAAACAAAAUUCGUAGCCAAGUCACCACGUCAGCUCAGCCUAGUGAAAGUUGGGAUUUGCACAACACACGCGCCAGCGCUGCGCUGCCAGGCUUCACGGUCUGACAGGGCGGCGGUUCGAGCCCCCUCAGGCCGGAUUCUUUCCGUUGACUAGGAACACUUGGUUACUGCCCCCCUUGAGCAAGGGGGAUGGGGUACGUGGUGUGUGAGGUCCUGGCAGUACCCAGAGAUCGACGGUAAAGAGCACUUACUCAUGUCGGGAGGGUACCUGCUGGCGAUUACGAGUCCAACACGUGAUCAGGCCGUGGUGAAUUACACACACACUUAACACUAACACUCCUUGAGUUCGUCGCCCCGGCUUCUGUGAUACAACAACAAAAGUUACGUUCACAGAGAUACGUUGUUUUAACAGGAAGGAAUAUAUAGUUUCAGGUGUUUGGGGGCUGCUGAACACGCAGCUUAUAGCGUCCGCAUCCUCCCUCUCAACCUGAUUCGUCUCAUAUAAUAAUAAUAAUAAUAAUAAUAAUAAUAGUAAUAAUGCAAAGAAUCUAGAGGCAUGAAUACUCUAUAGAAAUGAUACAGAAAUCUGAACAUAAGACAUCGACAGUUGUUUAUAAUGCAGAAGUGUAAUACUUUGAGGGUAGGCGGUGGCUGAGUGGUUAGCGUGCGGGCCCUGCACGCAGAUUCGAAUCCGCCGCUACCACCUGGGAUUUUUUAGUCACUGCCGAGUGGCUAAAGACUACCCACAUGCUGUCCUGAAGACCACCCAUCAACCCGGACUCUAGAGGAAAUCGUCCAAGUGAAUAAAAAACGAGCUCCGGGAAGCAGCAUGAGCCAAGAAAAGAUGGCACCACUAUAAAAUACUUGCCUGCGCCAUGACGGGCUUUUGUGGAUAAGGAGUGCUUAAACCCACAACAGGUCUUUAAUUGUGAUGAGACAGGCCUGUUUUGGAAAAAAAUACCAAACAGGACCUAUAUAACAAAGGAAGAGAAGUGUUUGCCAGGACACAAGCCCACGAAAGACAGGCUAACCCUGCUUCUGUGCGCCAAUGCUAGCGGCGACUGCAAAAUUAAACCGCUGCCGGUGUACCAUUCGGAAAACCCCAGGCCAUUCAAGAAGAACGGUGUGCAAAAGAGCAAACUCAGUGUGAUGUGGAGGGCAAACAAGAAAGCCUGGACAACCAGGCAGUUCUUCACAGAGUGGUUUGUGGAGGUGUUUGCACCUGCAGUGAAGACAUACCUAAUAGAGAAGAAUCUACCACUCAAGGCCCUCCUGUUGAUGGACAAUGCCCCUGCACACCCUCCAGGCGUGAAAGAAGAAUUGGGUAAGGGGUAUAAAUUCAUCGAAGUGAUGUUCCUCCCCCCCAACACCACGCCACUGAUCCAACCCAUGGACCAGAAUGUCAUCGCCAGCUUUAAGAAGCUGUACACAAAAGCACUUUUUGAGAGGUGCUUUGAGGUGACUUCUGAAACAGAGCUCACUCUGAGGGAGUUUUGGAAGAAUCACUUUAAUAUCCUCCACUGCCUAAGGCUUAAAGAUAAAGCCUGGGGUCAAGUUUCUGUGAGGUCCUUGCAGUCUGCCUGGAAAAAUCUGUGGCCAACCUGUGUGACAGCCAAGGAUUUUGAGGGAGUCGAGCCUUCAGUCCAGGAGUCUGCUGUGGUGGAGGACAUUGUGUCUCUGGGGAGGGCCAUAGGCAUUGAGGUGGACAGUGAUGAUGAGGAGGAGCUGGUGCAAGCACACUCUGAAGACCUCACCACUGACGAGCUGCAUCAACUUCGCCAGGAACAGCUGCAGGAGGUAACUGAGGAGCUGUCUUCAGGGGAGGAAGAGGGGAACAGCAAGGAAAGAGUCUCCACUGCAGAAAUCAAGAAAUAUUUGCAGCAGUGGACAGAGUUGGGAAACUUUUUGGAGGUGCCACCCUGAUAUUGUUGCCGUACACAGAAACAUAAACCAGUUUGAUGAAAAUUUGAUGCAGCAUUUCAGAGACAUUUUGAAAAAAAGGCAAAGGCAGAUCACAUUAGACAGAUUCUUGUUGAAAUAGGAAUCUAGUGAGAGUGCAAGUGUUAGUGAGCCCCAGCCCUCCACUAGUGGGUUCACAGGAAUCACACCAGGAGACGAGUUACCAGACGGUGACUCGUCCUCCGACGAAUAACCUCCCUCCUCCUCCCCACCCUUCUCCCCUCCUCUUCUACGUUAUCCAUCACCAGCCUUCACUUAUGGGAGUGUGCUACCUAAACUCACUGAUGCUGCCUGGGAGAAGCUUAUACUGCUAAUAAAGGAAACUCUCCUCUGAAACUUAAGAAGUACAGGAAAAAUAUAAAUGUAUCAAUUAUUUGUUUCAAUUAUAUAAUGUAAUGUGCUUUCC
This is a messenger RNA of Eriocheir sinensis (Chinese mitten crab), 2392 nucleotides long. Its product is annotated as tigger transposable element-derived protein 1-like. Bases 1177 to 1950 code for a protein of 257 amino acids. Gene Ontology annotation, cellular component: nucleus. The record is from RefSeq and is a predicted model, not a curated record. Gene Ontology annotation, molecular function: DNA binding. NCBI's taxonomy places the organism in Eukaryota, Metazoa, Arthropoda, Malacostraca, Decapoda, Varunidae. The transcript is spliced from 2 exons.